This is a messenger RNA of Mytilus trossulus (common blue mussel), 6576 nucleotides long. RefSeq names its product membrane-associated guanylate kinase, WW and PDZ domain-containing protein 1-like. Gene Ontology annotation, biological process: signal transduction. NCBI's taxonomy places the organism in Eukaryota, Metazoa, Mollusca, Bivalvia, Mytilida, Mytilidae. The coding region runs from base 371 to 4783 and encodes 1470 amino acids. Gene Ontology annotation, cellular component: cytoplasm. Gene Ontology annotation, molecular function: protein binding. The record is from RefSeq and is a predicted model, not a curated record. The transcript has 27 exons.
CGACAUUAAUUGACAAUUAGAACGAUUUAUGGCGUGUCAACCUUUAGCGCAUGCGUAUACCGAAUGCAUCAUCGACUGUCUCUCAAAAUAGGGCGGAAUGUGAAUGUUUUUAUAAGAUAAUUUACCAUUGUUUUGCAUAUUAUACAUUAUAAACACAUGCAAGAGUUCAGAAACAUCAAUUAACUAUACAAUGGUAUGAACAGGCAAGUGCGGAGAUGUCCAGAUCGGACGCAAUAAUAACGAAAACUCCGACAACUUUCCGAGUGGAUUGCGUUGGUCAGUGUCCCCAAAUGUCAUUUUUAUGUGUUUUGCAUCGGUUAAAAUCAUCAGAUGUGGAUAAAUCUCAAAUUGCACCAAUCACUAUCAUAUAAUGUCACACAAUAAACAAGAUAUUGUACGACAGCCACCGGUUGCACCCCUCCCUAAGCCCUCGAAGGAUCAUAUUCAACAAAAACAUUGGAGUCAAAGAAUACAGGAAACGGUUGUUUCAGCUCUACCUGAAGGGGAAUUUGGAAUACAUCUCAAAGGUGGAGCAGAUAAUGGACAGUUCUGUUAUAUAUCUGAACUUAAAUUAUCCCAGUUAACUUUCCAUAAUGGGAAAUUAUAUGUUGAUGAUAUUAUUCUUGAAAUUCAAGGACAGAAAAUUGCUGGAUAUACACUGAGAGAUGCAACAAUAUGGUUAAAGCAAGUUGGUCAAAAUGGAGCACCCAUAAUGGUGAAAACUGUAAAAAUUGGGCUUUUACCAAGAGAUUUAAAGCAAUACCUAGCGGCCAGAUUUCAGAAAGGUUCAGUUGACCAUGAUUUACAGCAAACCAUUAGAGAUAACUUGUAUUUGAGAACGGUGCCUUGUACAACACGUAAGCCUCGUCCAAAAGAAAAAAAUGGGGUGGAUUAUACCUUCUUGUCAAUGGAAGAAUUUCAACAUCUGGAAAGAGACGGAAAACUGCUAGAGAGUGGAGUUUAUGGUGGAAAUCAUUAUGGGACACCUAAACCUCCUCAUGAACCCAAAGGGCCACUUUUACGAAGAACUGGAUCUGUUGGUCAAGUGGCAGAUAAGAGAAAGAGAACUAGAAGCAUUGGAGAUCCUGGAUCAGCAAAGUCAUCCCCUGUUCCAUUCCAUGAAGAAAUUUCAAGAAAAAAGUCGCUGGAAAGAGCUCACAGUUCUACAGACUUAGGUCCACUGCCACCAAACUGGGAAAUGGCCUACACUGAUGAUGGCCACCCAUACUUUAUAGAUCAUGAUACAGAAGCCACCCAUUGGUUAGACCCCCGUUUAUCUCAUCUACAGAAACAGACUGCUAUGGAUUGUAAUGAUGACGGGAGUGUUAAUUUAGAAGAACUUCCAUUUGGUUGGGAGAAAGUAGAAGAUCCUCAUUACGGAACAUACUACAUUGAUCAUGUUAAUAGAAGAACACAAUAUGAGAAUCCUGUAGCACAAGCCAAGAGAACUCAAGGAAAUGAUUUGAAUAGUACUCUACCUAGAACAAAGAAAAGUCAAGAUUCAGCCAAACGUUCUACCAGUGAUUCUAAUAUGAUGAACCAUCAUCGAGGAGCACCUCCAGACUACAGUCAGCAUGGAAAAGCUCUGAGGGGACGCAAAGAUCCAAAGAGAGUGUUCACAAAGAUUCCUGAUGAACUUAGAGGUGAAAUAGUCAAUACAUCACUAACUAAAAGUAUACGGGGAUUUGGUUUUACCAUUAUUGGUGGAGAUCAUUCUGAUGAGGAAUUUCUACAGAUUAAGAAAGUUGUAGAAAACGGGCCAGCUUACUUAGAUGGUGUACUUACAACAGGAGACGUGUUGGUUUAUGUGGAUGAUAAGUGUGUGUUAGGAUAUUCUCACCAAGAUAUUGUUAAUUUAUUUCAAACUAUUGAACCUCUUCAGAGAGUUAGCCUUUCAGUGUGUCGUGGUUAUUCAUUACCGUUCGAUCCCGAUGAUCCGAACACGGAAAUAAUAGUGACGGUGGCUGUUUCACUGCCUUCAGGUGACUCACCAUUUGUGCUUGCACCACCAAGUUACGCAUUUCAUCAGGAAAACCACCCUAAUUCAGGUAUGAAUUUUACCUCAGCAAAUAACCCUAAAUCAUUACCUGAUUUAACUAGAUCUGUCAAAUCAAACUCAGACAAUUCUCUACAAGGCAGUGGUGGAGGUGGCAGCAUACGUAAUGAUAACGCACCAGACGUUUUAGAUUCUUCAUCUUCCAAAGUGGAAACAUUGACGAUGUACAUUGUGCGCGGUGAAAUGGGUUUUGGUUUCACAAUUGCUGACAGUGCUUUCGGACAAAGAGUGAAACAGAUUCUGGAUAAACCGCGAUGUAAGGACUUACAAGAGAGUGAUAUUCUACAGGAAAUAAACAGUGUCAAUGUCAAGAACAUGUCUCACUCACAAAUCGUUCAGGUUCUAAAGGAAUGUCCAAAAGGGGUGGAAACUAAGAUAGUCAUACAGAGGGGAGGUGUUCCGCUUAGAAGUAGAAAGCCUUCGAACCAAGGGACAAAGUCAGAAGGAAAUACAUCUGAUACCAGCUUCACUAGCAAUCCAGGUGCUUUCUUUUUUAAUGAAGAUAAACAGACAUCAGGUCAUAAUCGGUUUAUGAAUGGUGGAAUUGACAACAAUAAAGAAAAUCACGACAUGAUCGAUGGAUCAAAGCCAGCAAUACCAAGUAGACCAAAAACUCCAAACCAAUCAGAUUCUAGACCAAAAACACCAAUAGACAGACCUAAAACACCAACACGGACAUUAAUUGAAGAUCAUGGGAAACCACCUUUAGGCAAUAGACACAUGGAAAUGUUUAGUACUCACAAUGAUUUAAGGAGAGAUAAUGAUGAAAUACGUGAUUUAGGGAGUCAGGGUCAGGACUUAAAUCAGUCACGGUCAUCAUCAGAAUUUUAUGACAUUAAUACCAGGCCCCCUCCUGGUCCUAGACACGACCAGUAUCGUAAUGAACAACGAACAUUUAGACCCGAUACCUUUUCUCGGAGUAAUAGUGCUGCACAAUUUAAUUCUCAUGAUAGGGAGAGGGAAGUGACUAAGCCAGGAAUGUUCAGGAGUAGAACCCCUGGUCCAGAUAUGUUACAUCGAGGUCAUGGGCCUGAUUACAGAGGAGAUCAUCAAAGACCUAAGACUCCAACAGCUCAGGACAUGAGGAGUAAAACACCUUUACCUGGAAAUUCUUAUAAUUAUAGUGAUAGGGGAGGAUAUCAAAACAAUACAUUUGGUAUGAAUGGACCUUCACGACAAGGGUUUGGACAACAGAGACAGUGGGGUUUCAAUAACUACCCUGGAUCCCCUCCUACAGUAAGGAGGGGUGGGGAUGAUUAUCAGGAUCCUUAUAAAAAUAAUUUUAGUACUUUUUCACAAAAGGGUGCUGGACAUCCGUCUCGUCAAAGCACGUCGUUUGAGGAUGUCAAUCCUGCGCCUAGUAACUUAACUCGUGUUCCAAAACGUUUACCACUUCAGUCAAAUUCCUCAUUCAAUAGUCAGUAUUCAAGUUCCCCACGGUUACCUCCACGUAUGAGUAAUCGUGAGGAAGCAGUGCGGGUGGCAGAAUAUUCUGUCACAUUAAGUAGACAGGACAGUGGAUUUGGUUUUAGAAUUAUAGGAGGAACAGAAGAAGGCUCACAGGUGUCUGUCGGCCAUAUUGUCCCUGGAGGUGCUGCUGAUUUAGACACCCGUAUUAGAACAGGUGAUGAAAUCACUCAUGUAGAUGGCAUUUCAGUACUCAAUUCAACACAUCAGAGGGUUGUCCUGCUAAUGACGAAUGCUGGGACUACAGGACGAGUAACACUGGGUCUAAGGCGCAGAAUUUUAGUCUCUGGAGAAACAUCAUACAAUGGAAUGAGUGAGGUUUACGACAUCACCGUGAACCGACGAGAGACGGAAGGGUUUGGUUUUGUCAUCAUCUCCUCUGUAACCAAAUCUGGGUCGGUUAUAGGUGAGUUCAUCGACGGUGUUAGUGAUUGGUUAGAUAGGAUAAAUCUCUAUCCUUGGAUUGGUCGAAUUUUAGAAAACAGUCCUGCAGAAAGGUGUGGGAGGCUUCAUGUGGGGGACAGGAUACUGGCUGUUAAUGGAGUUGAUAUCUCAUGUAUGCACCAUGAAGAAAUUGUUAACCUGAUUAAGGAAGCUGGAUAUUCUGUAACACUGACUAUUGGAAUUCCCCAGGAUGAUGCUUCAAGUACUACAUCAAAUUCUCAAAAGGGUUCUCAGGGCUCAAUGGUAAAUGCAAUGGCUUAUCCCACAUCUAAUGAUACUGAUAUGAGAAGGUAUCCACCCCCGCCAUUACCAGGGGACAGAAUGAAGGAAAUAAAUAGACAGCGUAGUAUGUCUAAUCAUCAGCCUUCAGAUGAGGAGGAAUAUUUAGUUGUUGAACUACAGAGAGGCUCCAGAGGGUUUGGUUUCUCAAUACGUGGAGGAACAGAAUUUAAUAGUAUGCCUCUGUUUGUAUUACGGAUAGCGGAAGAUGGCUCUGCUGAUAUGGAUGGCAGACUUAGGGUGGGAGAUCAGAUUUUAGAAAUAAACGGGUUUAGAACAGACAAUAUGAGUCAUUCUGAUGCUAUUGAUGUUAUACAAAAUGGAGGAACAAAUGUUAGGUUACUUAUUAAACGAACAGGAAAACUGCCUCCAAGUUUUGAAAAUAAUCCUGUCAGCAAUCGUUAUGGACCUUCAGUGACAGCACCAAUGUCAAAUGGACCAAUAGGUCAAAGUUCACCUUAUCUAGGUCGCAGGACUUUUGACCCUCGUGAUGAACAGCAAUUCUACAAUUAUAAUAAUCGACAGUAUAAUUAUUAAUACUCUGGGUCAGUACGGGGACAUUAACAAUCUGUGAUAAAUCAUGUUUGCAUCAUUUGAUUCAGUCAUGUGACAUUUUGUACACAAAUCAUGUGAUUUAGUCAUUAAAUGUAUAUUGUCUUCACAAAUAAUGCAUCAUUUUACAAGGUUAAGUGAUAAACUAAAACAGGAUCACAUGAUUUUGUCAUGAUAUUACAAUGUUUUGUUUGUUGAUUUAUCAAACAUGUUAUAGUAUUUUUAAUCAUUUAAAUGGCUGUUAUUUUUUAACUAGUCUUGUUUGGAAUUUGGUUGUAAUUUUUAAAUCUAGUUCAUUUACAACUAGCUUAAGGCAUUUGUGGGGGGAGUAUAGUGUUAGGGUUUUAAAUGAAACUGUUAGUGCUAUUUUUAUGCAAAUGACUAUGCAAUUUGUGAUUAUUAUUUUGUAUUAGAUUUGCUUGAGGUUGUGUUUUACGAAAAAUUAUAAGGUUGUCAAAUAUUGUGGUUACAUCAAAUUUUUACAGAAUAUUUUAAUAAAUUUUAUUUUGACACUCUUCUGUGACUGACUUAAAAAUUAAUUUGAAAAAUAAUUAAAAAAAACAGCAUAUACUGCAUAAUACGAAAAUGCAUUCAAAUUGUGAAAUUUGUCAUUUCUCUUAGUGUGCCAUUUAACAAUAGCAUUCCAGAUUUUGACCUGUUGUUUCUUUAUUAUUCAUUAUUUUUCUUUGUUAAUAACUUAGUUCUUAGUCAAUAACAGUCAUUGUUUAGAUUCUUGUUCUCCAAUACACAAUUGCUCUUCCCUGUAAUUGUGAUAUAUAGUUAAUAGUUAUAAUCAAAACUUGUUUAUUUACCAUUUUGCAUUUACAAAUUUUAUUUUUUCAUUGUAAAGUUUCAUAUAUAUGCAUAUUUAUAAUGCAAAUCUAUGCAUGAAAAAAACAUAUCUAUUAUUAUUAUUCUUAAAACAAAUGUUUAUUUAUAUAUAUUUGUUUUUUAUUUACUGUAAUAGUUGUAUGAGGUUUAGGAUUUACUAAUGUGAACAGGGGAGUUAAUAAUUUAUAAAAAAAAAUAUCUGUACUAAAAUAUAUUUCAUAAAUUCAUUCAAGUAAUUAAACUGAAUAUCCAGAAAUAAUUAUGUAGCAGACUUUAUACAAGGAAGUAUAAAUUAUCUUUAUAAGAAUGUUGGAUUUUCAGUAGAACUGAGUUAUAUUAAUUUAAACUUACAUGAUACACAGGGAUAUCAAUCUGCUAAUGGUGGACAAUAGAAGUAUUUACUUCAGAGAACUUGUUUCAUUAGAUACGAUUUUUGUCCCUGGAUGUGUCCUGUCGGUUUAUAUGUAUCAGUCAGAUUAACAGUGUAAAGCAGUUAUACUAUAUAUGUUAAGUUAGCAAAAAAUUAUGGUUUUGAAUAAUAUAUAAGGGAGGUACAGUGCUAUUCCACAAUUAAACACAUGGGAGAAACUUUUUAAAAAUCCAGACCACUUAUAAAAUUUUACUUAUUUCUUUUACCAAAUUCUGAGGAAUUUACUGUGGAUUCAUUUAUUUUUGGAGGUACAAAUGUUCGUUGAUUUUCGUUGAAUAAGGACAAAUUGUAUGUUUUGGAAUAUUAAAUUUCAGGGCUUUACCAAGUUUUCAUACAUGCUUAUAGAAAAAUUCAAAUUUAAAGAAAGUCCAGGAAAAUUAGAAUCCCACAAAUAAACAUGUACCCACAGUACAUAGAAUGCAUGGACAUUUUACACACUGUUGUUCAAUCUUAUGACAUUAAACGGAUUUUUUUAUUUUUUAAAUCUCUGGAUUUAGGGGCGACAUCAAAAGAUCGA